AUGCUGUCAGUGCCAUCUUGGAAGAGGGAAUUUGAAGGUCUGAUCAAUGUUCCUCAUUGCUGAUUGCUGCCUUCAUUUGAAUGUCCCGGAAUGUCCGUGUUCGAUCCCCAGUUACACUAAAGUUCUUACUACAAGAACCUUCUUAUAUUGUGGAGAUCGUAUGAUAGGCAGACAUUACAGGAUAAAAUAGACUCUGUCUUAAACCCACAUAAUUAAACCUAACAAACAGUCGAGUAACAAAAGGAAAAAAUUUAUACACAUAACACUAAUGCACAGCACUUUUAAAUCCUAUUAUAGGAAAAUAAUAUAUUGAACAAAGCUGAUUAAAAUGAUUUAAUAAUAUGAAUGAAUGAGUACUAAAAGCAGUUUCCAUGUAUAAAAAGAUGAAAAGGGAUUUUCUCCAUAAAUAUAAAUAAAGUGCAUAUUUAUGAUUAUAUUCAUCAGGGAAAUAGGAGAGAGAAGUAUAGACUGCAGUUAAACUUACACAGCCAAAAAAAAAAAUAUAUAUAUAACCAAUAAAAUACCAAUAAAAAAUAUAUAUAAAACAUGGCAGAGUAGAUAAACAUGUAAUUACUAUUCAACGACAGGAAAUAAUUUAUAGUAUAAAUCCUUAAAAGAUAUUAUAUAUAAUCCUAAAAAAACCCAUCCAUAUAUGUCUUAAUAAAUUAGAUAAAAUUAUAAAAAAAAAACCCAAACAGAUUCUGUUAUUUUAAAAAAUGGCGAAUUUCACAAUCAUGAUUUAAGCCAUUAGGGAUCAUGGUAUUUAAUUUAAAUAUCCACCUCAUUUCUGCCUGCCUAAUUUUUUUAAUUAAAAUCACCACCUCGCCAAUCUCCCUUUAAUUUUUGAAUCCCAGUGAAUUCCAAUUUGGUGGGAUCUCUGAAAUGGAAUGACAUUUGGUGCAGUGUGAAUCUCCUCUUAAUGUUAUACACAUGCUCACUGUAGAAAAGGUGGACUCUUAUAAUAAUUAAUCUGCUUGUUACGUAUUCAUAUGUAUGUAAAUUCUUCUUUCCUAUUGUUGGGUGGCUUGCUUUAUAUCAUGUAUAUUAUAGUUCUUCUGUGUCACUUAGGAAAUAUAACAAAAUCAGACUUUCCUGGCUUUUCUCAUAAAAGAGAUUUAUUCUUCGUUCCUCGCAAAUGCAAAGUCAGUACUUACAAGGUCAUUGAUGUUAAAUAGGUCAACAGCUGAUGGUACAUGCUGGACAUUCAGAGUGUGAAGACACUCUGCCUUGAUGUUCCGUGUAUCGGUGUCUGUGUCUCAUUCUCCUAGACACUCCCUUACACAGAUAAUACAUUCUUCAUAUGUACCACCAUAAUGGCUGUGUAAGCAUUACAAAGUCAAUGCUAUUGAUACAAUAUGCUUGUUGACAAUUCUAAUAGAAACAUAGAAACAUAGAAUGUGACGGCAGAUAAGAACCAUUCGGCCCAUCUAGUCUGCCCAAUUUUCUAAAUACUUUCAUUAGUCCCUAGUCUUAUCUUAUAGUUAGGAUAGCCUUAUGCCUAUCCCACGCAUGCUUAAACUCCUUUAAUGUGUUAACCUCUACCACUUCAGCUGGAAGGCUAUUCCAUGCAUCCACUACCCUCUCAGUAAAGUAAUACUUCCUGAUAUUAUUUUUAAACCUUUGUCCCUCUAAUUUAAGACUAUGUCCUCUUGUUGUGGUAGUUUUUCUUCUUUUUAAAUAUAGUCUCCUCCUUUACUGUGUUGAUUCCCUUUAUAUAUUUAAAUGUUUCUAUCAUAUCCCCCCUGUCUCGUCUUUCCUCCAAGCUAUACAUGUUAAGAUCCUUUAAACUUUCCUGGUAAGUUUUAUCCCGCAAUCCAUGAACCAGUUUAGUAGCCCUUCUCUGAACCCUCUCUAAUGUAUCAAUAUCCUUCUGAAGAUACGGUCUCCAGUACUGUGUACAAUACUCCAAGUGAGGUGUCACCAGUGUUCUGUACAAUGGCAUGAGCACUUCCCUCUUUCUACUGCUAAUAACCCUAUUAGGUCAUCCCAUGUUCCAUGGACACUCAGAAAUAGAGAAGAGCUUGCAACACUUAUUGUCAUAUGUUCAUAUCACUCAAGAUCAAGCACACCUCAGUGUGAAAUGAAUGUAAGAGGCAUUUCCAAAUUAUAGAAUAUUUUACGCUCACAUACUCUUGUGUAUCACAUUCUUGUUGUACGUCUUAUGUAGCUUAAUCAGCAAGGGCAGGUGAGCAUGUUUAUAACAUUGCGGGAGCUGCAAGUCAUACCAUCUCUAAUGUUGUGUACAUGGUCAUUGGCUAAAAAUGUAUUUUAACAUUUUUUCUUUCCCCCAGUUUUCAAACAUACAAUGCAGUUGCCACAUUUAAAAAACCCUUAGUAAGUAUUUUUAAAAAUCCUCCUUAUUGUAUCCCUAGGGACUUCUAAAAUCAUAUCUGUGAGGAUUCUCUUGAGGUUAGGUACCCCUCUAUGCACAAUCUUUGGUUUUGUUGGCAGAUUAUCUUUUAGAAUCGGGUCCUCCAACAAUAAUUGCAAAUAAUUAACUAUUACUCAUCUCACUUUUUGAUUUUGACUUCCAGAGAAUUGGCGGAUAAAAGGUAUUUCACUAUUGAAUUCUUUAUUAUUUUUGUUUUUAUAUUCCAAUAGUUGUGCUCUAUCUAUAUCCUGUUUCUGUUCAGUCGCAGCAUUUCAGAUUUCCUCACUAAAGUCUCUAUCUUUAAAAUCUUGAAUUCUUUUUUGGCUCUGUUGGAUAAAAACCUUAUUUUCUGUACAAUUUAUUUUUAAUCUAGUCGGUUGUUUUUUAGGUACAUUGUUGAGCCACCGACUGUAGUUGCAACUAUCUGUCUGUAUGUAACUAUUUACAUCUACAGUCUUGAAUAAAGUUUUUGUCGUUAUCUUAUUUUCUUCUAUAUAUAGGGUUUGAUCAACAGAAUUGAUUUCUUUAUUGCUGUACAGGGACAUUAAGCUGAUACCCCAAUCAUUGGCGUUAAUAUAUUAAAUAAAAAGUUUGAAAAGGUACCCGUCUUACUUGAAAGACACCACCAAUGCACUACAAGCCCUCAAAGAUAAAUAGUGGAAGGAUAAUUUUCUUUUAGUUUCAGCAGAUGUUUCAUCACUAUACACCAGCAUUCAGCACAAUUUAGCAACUAAGGCAGUUAAAUAUAUUUUGGAAACUAAUUCUCCCUAUCCCCAAAGCCAAAUUAAUUCUGUUCUGGUAUAAAUCCAACUCAUAUUGGAAAACAACUACUUCUGGUUCCAGGGCAAUUUUUACCUUUAGAAGUGUGGCUCAGCAAUGGGCACCAAGUUUGCCCCCAGCUUUUUGAGAGGACUGUGGAAGAAUUAGUGCAUGGAAAGUGUUAAAAUACCACCAUUUGAAAUACCCUAGGGUGCCCACUUUUCAAAAAUAUAUGGUUUGAUGGGGGUAAAUUACAUUGGCCGGCUUCAAAAAUGCCCCACAUGGGUGCAUGAUGACCAGUUGUGAAAAUUCUGAGUUGGAAAACUGUAAUGUUCACCCUCCAAAUAAGGUCUUUUAGCUCACAGAGAACACAACACACCUAUACAUGGAUGGUAUCACUGUACUCAGGAGAUGUUGCUGAACACAUAUUGGGGUGUUCUUUGAAAGUAACACCGAACAGGAGCUGAGAAUCCAUGCCUAAAGUAGAAUGUGUGUGAAAAAUAAUAAAAAAAAUUACUACCCAAACGUUUGACAGAGACUGGUGGUAGAAUUAGUGCAUGGAAAGUAUUAAAAUACCACCAUUUGAAAUACCAUAGGGUGUCUACUUUAAAAAAAAAAAUAUGGUUUGAUGGGGUAAAUUACAUUGGCCAGCUUCAAAAAUGUCCCAAAUGGGACAUGGGUGCAUGAUGACCAGCUGUGAAAAUUCUAAGUUGGAAAACUGGAAUGCGCACCCUCCAAAUAAGGUAUUUUAUCCCCCAGAGAACUCAACACACCUAUACAUGGGUGGUAUCGCUGUACUCAGGAGAUAUUGCAGAACACAUAUUGGGGUGUUCUUUGGCAGUAACCCUUAAAGUUCUCAGUACAUGUAUUCUUAAAUUGCGUUGUGUGUCAAAAAAAAUCACAAAUAAUUUUUUUUAAAUUUGGCAUUGGUGGUAAAAUGGUUGCAUGAAAAGAUUCAAAAUACCCCAGGUUUAAUACCUUAGGUUGUCUUCUUUUAAUAAAAUAUAUACAUGUGAAGGGUUAUUCAGAGAUUCCUGACAGAUAUCAGUGUUACAAUGUAACUUGUGUUAAUUUUGAAAAAAAUUGGUUUGGAAAUAGCAAAAUGCUACUCUACUUGUACCUAUAGCCCUAUAACUUUCCAAAAAAAGCUAAGAACAUGUUAACUUUGGGCAUUUCUAAACUUAGGACAAAAUUUAGAAACUAUUUAGCACGGGUGUUUUUUGGCAGUUGUAGAUGCGUAACAGAUUUUGGGGGUCAAAGUUCAAAAAAGUGUGUUUUUAAAAAUGUUUUCAUCAUAUUUUUUUAUAGUAAAUUAUAUGAUAUGAUGAAAAUAAUGGUAUGUUUAGAAAGACCAUUUAAUGGCAAGAAAAACUGUAUUUAAUAUGUGUGGGUACAGUAAAUGAGUAAGAGGCAAAUUACAGCUAAACACAAACACCGCAGAAAUGUAAAAACAGCCCUGGUCCAUAACUGUAAAAAAAUUGAAAAACGACCUGGUCACUAAAGGGUUAAACUAGUCAUCUUUCUGUGAAAUUGUAUGAAAUCAACAACAGCAAUAAAUCAAUACCUCGGAAUAGGAAUGUAUACAUUAAUCGUUUUAUUGUUUUGCAGCUCGUCCAACCAUUAAAUCACUGGAGAAACGGGAAAGGACAGAUGGAAGGGAAGAGAUGGUUUGCUCAGUCACUGGGUUUUACCCAAACAAAAUUGCUGUAACGUUACUAAGGAAUGGAAAAGUAGCAAACGAGUCUGUCCUGAGCCAGAUUCAGACCAGUAGUGAUGGCACUUACAGUAUCAACAGAACCAUGACUUUACAGCCCAACGAAAAAUUCAACAGCCUUUCCUGUGAAGUGCAGCAUGAAUCUCUUCUAGACCUUCUAAAGAAAGAAGUCCGUCUAUUGUACGAAGGUAAGCAAAAUAACUAAUCUUACCUAUAUGUCCCAGUUAGUGAUGUCGCGAAGGCAGCUUCAACAUUGAUGCUGUCCAGGAGGUAGGAGGGUCUGGGAGGCAGGGUCUGCUGGAGAUUGGCCGGGAUGCGUCAGCUAACCGGAGUUCGCAACGAACCGUGGCGAGCCGUUCGUGGGAAGUUUGCGAACGGUUCGCGACAUCACUAGUCCCAGUUUGGUUUAUCUUCAAAACAUCAAACCAUUAAAAUAUAAAUAAAUAUAAAAACAAUCAAUAUGCCACUUUGCCCAUUGUCUCCACUGGUUUUGUUUGUAAUAAGAGACUACCUUUUAGAAGAAACCUCAGGUGUGACUGGAUAUUUAUCUUUUCUGCCAUUAGUAACAUUGUCACAGACAGGGCUUCCAUCACAAAUGUUAUGAUCCCUUACAGAGCUCAAGGCUGCUCACAGGGUUUCACUCUGAAUAUGCCCACAGGGCCGGACCCGAGUAUUUAGCUCAGCAGCAGCCUUUCAAUCUGUUCGUUGCUGAGCUUCCAUUCCCCUAAAAAAAAACAUAGAAAGCCCUUAUUCGAAAAUAUUAACCACCACCAGGGAUCACCAGGGGCCCCUGGACUACCAUAGGUUCCCCUCCAGAAACACAGGGCAUUCUUACACACAAAUACCCCAACAGCAGUGCUAUGGAAUUUGGUGGCGCUAUAUAAAUAAAAUAAUAAUAAUUACUCACAGCCCAUACCUCCCCACAUUACACAAAGCCAAUGCGCACCACACAUACAUUAUACACAGCCAACAAAGCCCAAACGCACACCACACGCACAUAUCACACACAACACACACAUACUUAACAAAGUCAGUGCUCAUGCACAGACACCAAACAUACUACACACUGCCAGCACACUAUGCGAGUCUUUAACACAUGGCAAAUGGGGCAGCUGCCCCAGGCCCACUUACUUCCUGGGUGGCCUAAAGCAGCUGUCCUGUGGCCCCGCUGCAAUCUACUACAGUAUUGAUUUUUUUCCCCAUGGGCCCGCACACUAAGGAGGCCCACGCACUAAGGACCACCCAGUAGGCAUUUGUAAGCAGGGGCCCAGUUGUGCGCUGUGGGCCCCUUGCUGUUCAUCAGCCUGGGAGGAAGAUAAAACCAAAAGUCACUUCCUCCCACAGAUAACAGAAAGCAGCAUGGGAGAGACAAAGGAGGCAGGGAGGAGGGGGUCAGGGCUGGGAGGGCUAGUCGCUAACUCCCAACAGCCUCAGACACCACUCAGGACACCAGGGAGGCAGGAAAUGGGAGGUGGGUUUAAAAGUGUAUAAUUUGCAUGUGUGAAUGUGCGUUAGUUUGUCUGUCAGAAUAUUUGUGUGUCAGUAUGUCUGUCAGUGCAUGUGUCGGCUUGUGUCAGCCAGUAUUUGAAUAUAGAAAAGAAUCCAGGCACUCCAGCGAAUUCCAAAAUAUAGGCAAUCUUUAUUGGAGCAAGGAAUCAAACAGCAACGUUUCGACCCCUUAGGACCUUUGUCAAGUGGGUCGAAACGUUGCUGUUUGAUUCCUUGCUCCAAUAAAGAUUGCCUAUAUUUUGGAAUUCGCUGGAGUGCCUGGAUUCUUUUCUAUAUUCAGAUGCUACAAUUGGUCCUUUUUGGUACUGGGACUUAUCCACUAGAGCACCCUGAAUUCCAGACGAAGGAUUGAGUGCACUUCCAUCACCUACAUAUGUGUCAGCCAGUAUGUCUGUCAGUGUAUGUAUCUGUGUGUGUCAGUAUGUCUGUCGGUGUGUAUGUGUCUGUGUGUGUCAGUAUGUCUGUCAGUGUAUAUGUGUGUGUCAGUAUGUCUGUCAGUGUAUGUAUCUGUGUGUGUCAGUAUGUCUGUCGGUGUGUAUGUGUGUGUGGCAGUAUGUUUAUUAGUGUAUGUCUUUGUGUCAGCAUGUCUGUCCGUAUGUCUGCUGCUUGUCCUUGUUCUCACACUGUUCUUUCAGGCAAUCAGGAGCAACCCAGAUAUCAUGCCUCCAUUCAAGCCAGAAGCUGUAGCUCUGCAUGCUGUUAGACUAAAAAAAAACAAAAAAACAAGCAGUCUGCUGACAUCAUCAGAAGUGGUGGCCUGAUCCAAUCACAAUGCUUUCCCAUAGGAUUGGCUGAGACUGACAAGGAGGCAGAUCAGGGCAGAGCCAGCAUGAUUCAAACACAGCCCUGGCCAAUCAGCAUCUCCUCUUUCUUCGUGAUUGACAGAUGACUCUCUCUGCCUUAGUGUUGCAUUUCUCUCUUUGGUUUGGUAGUGAAUGUGUCUCUUUUCUAAGAGACAGAUGUCUCACCAUAUAAGUGAAGAUGUCUUCCUGUUAUUGUGAUGUGUGUCUUUCAGCUAUUUUGUUUUCUAUGAGUGCCUUGUCCCGUAACAUGUCUGUACAGUACGGACUCCUUUCAUCAUAUUAAUGUUUGAUGAGAUAUCUCAUAUCUUUCCUCAAUGUUCAUCUCCUGAACAACCAAUGGGCAGUAAGUAUUGCUUGUUAUGAGUGAUGACAAUCAUUUAGUUUGAAGCACAAUGCAGUUUUAUUGAAACUUAAAAGAGUGAUUUACAUUUAAAAUUAAAUAUUACCAUUUAUUUCAAACCCUACAGGACAAAAUAACAAUCAGUCUCUAAUCAUCGGAUUGGUCGUUGCUGGGAUCAUUGUGGCUGUGUUUAUAACAGGUUUUGUAGUAUAUACACAGAAAAGGAAGAAAGGUAAGAAUUUUUUCUAUUUUGAUUUAUUUAUUUCAUUUUUUUAUUAUCCUACAACUCCAUCAGAAUACCAUGCAUGAAUUGUAGUGAUAUGAAGGUAUAACAUGUUGUUUACAUUACAUGUAUGUUUGGUUAUUAAUAUCUCAGGAAUUGGUUUGUCCAGAUACUCAUUUUUUGCAGUUGUUUACAUAUUAUAAUGGUGACAUUUUUAUAAAUAGUUACCCCUAUUUAUCUGUUUUCACAAGAGAAUACCUCAUUGACCACAAACAAUUGAAUUAAUCUAAUAUAUAAAACUGCAAAGGUUGUUUUUAUUCUAUUAAUGAUUAUAAAAAUAAAAUAUACCAUCUUUAUAUAGACAUAAUGGCCAUCUAUAGUAACUACAGCAACAAAUUUGCCCUCCUGUCCUUCUCUGGCCAUUUGAAUACAACCAUGGAGUUAGACUUACAAAUGUUGCUCUGUGUGAGCAGACAUUAUUGGCAGUCAGCCGGUAAAACGUAGCCACAGUGUUUGGCAAACAGUCGGUAUUUUGUAGCCACUAAUAGUUACUGGCUAUUGUUAACAGAGACAGCUUGCAGUAACUAUUUACUGACACACUUCAAUUUAAUAAGCUUUCAAAAUUAAUCAACACAGUUAGACAAACUGUCCAAUUAUUUAUCUACAGAUAUCUAGCUACCAGAUGCUAUAAUCGCAACAGCUUAACUAUUUACUGACAAUAUUGGAGACACUAACCUGCUGUUUCUAUUGUGUAAAUUAAAGUGUUCUCUUUAUUUGAAAGGUUUGCUGCAGUUUAUGGUGGGUGACAUUCAGGGUCCUCAGACCUGGAUUGAUGGAGAGAAGAUCACUCUGUACUGUACGUCUAACUGUACUCCCAACACUGAGGUUAAAUGGACCAUACAGGAUAAAGAUGGGAACAGCGUUACGAUUUCUGACAUUGUGACAAAGGACGCAGAGGAGAAACAGCCGCUCAUGUCAGCAGAAUAUCUGAUAAACAGCGAAAAGAAGGAUAAACCAGGAAAAAAAGUUUGUGAUUUUACCAGCUCUCUGAGUUUUAUCCCAUCUUUAUCAAGACAUCUUAACUCAGCCGUGACGUGCGAGUUUACCUGCGCUGAGAAAACCGAGCAGAAAUCAUUCAAAUACAAAUCGAUUUACGGUAAGGAACAAGUCAAAGCUCAUAUCGUGAAGAGGAUUUUACUGUAAAUAAUUGUGGAAGUUAAAGCUAAUAACAAUGAGGGUAAUUAGCUAAACACAGAAUUGUAAUAAACUGAAAUUCAGAUUGCAACACAUAUUCAAAACUUGCUGAUUUGUACACAUUUUCCAACUCAGCUAUAGUCACAGUUUGGCUGUUUUUGUUUUGCAAUUUGAAUUUCGAUUCACUUUAACUUAAUGUUUAGUGAAUAAACUCCAUUGACUCGGAGACUGCUCAUGCUAAGUUACUCCAAACACACAGAAAUACCCAUCACUCCUUUUAAUAAACUGCAUCCAUUGCAAUCCAACCAAACCAAGGUCCCUGCACCCUUACUAUGUAUCGAAUAGGUUGUACUUAUUGGUGUUUUUAUUUUUCAAAGUAAUAUAGCAACAGCAAGAGAUAUCAUUAUUGGACUCCAUGCAAAUCGCACAGAGGGUAUAGACCGUACAAGCAUACUUAGGUGAUAACAUCCACUGUAAAUUAUCAGCAGAAGCAACAGAGGUCUUGGAGGCCCCCUUGAUGAUAGAGGAACUAGUGGCAGUGAUCAAGAUGAUGAAACCAGGCAAGAGCCCAGGCCCAGACAGACUGGCGAUACGUUAUUAUGUUUUUAGGACAUUUUUCUCCCACAUUUUCUGUCUGCAUACAAUUCACUAACUCAGGGCUGGAGACUACCCCCUCAGGGGCCUGUGGCUAGUGUAGCCCUGAUACCCAAAGAGGGUAAGGAUAUGGAACAAUGUGCCAAUUAUCAGCCUAUUUCCCUUUUAAACUGUGACCUGAAGCUCUUUGCCAAAAUCCUUACCCUUCCUCAUGAAGCCAGACCAAGUGGGCUUUAUCCCUCACUGUGAAGCUAGGGACAACACCUCAAUUGCUCUGUUCAUGAUUCAUAUGUGUGAGGGCCUUCUUCUGCUAUCUACCGAUGCAGAGAAGGCUUUUGACAGAGUUGGGACUUCCCUUUUUGCACCCUUCAUGCACUGGGAAUGGGACCAAAUAUGUGCGCAUGGAUCAAGGCAUUAUAUGUUGCACCCUCAAUGAGGGUGCUUUCACUGACACUUUCAGAAUCCACAGCGGAAUCAGACAAGGCUGUCCGCUGUCAUCACUGCUGCUUGUCCUUGUUCUCAAACUGUUCUUUCAGGCAAUCAGGAGCAACCCAGACAUCAAAGGUAUCGAGGUGGGCUGCAUAUGCGGAUGACCUGAUCUUUUUUUCCCCAGGCAUGGAACACCGCGCAUUCACAUGCUUGCUACCACAAUCAUAUAUUCAAGCUAGACACCUAAUGGUAGGGGACAAGAUCAGACCCCUUUGUGACUUUACAGACGGUACACAUACCACAUAUCUACACAGACUGAAAUACGAACAACUACGACAAUUCAAAAGCCAUAUCCCACAGAAACCCGACCUAUGCAGGACACUGACCCCAUUUGAACUUUUGAGUGAGGACCCAGGUUUCACUCUUACAUGCAAUAUCCCACAUAUACUCCCUGCUCCCACGUACUAGGAACCUCCCAUCUCCUCAGUACAUGGGCAAUUAGUAAACCAUGAUUGCGGACACUUUUACUGAACAGCAAUGGGGCAAGAUAUGUGACUUGGUGCACCACUGUGCGCUAGCAAAGCAAAACCCAAGAGACAGCCUACAAGGUUCUAUACUUGUGGUACAGAACCCUGCAGCUUCUGCUGAAUAUGAACCCAGACCUGAACGAUAGAUACUGGUGAUGCCACGCAGGCGUAGGCAUGUUCUUGCACAUCUGGUGGGACUGCCCUAGGGUUAUACCUUAUUGGAGGGCAAUAAGUAAGGUCUUGCAAACGCUCUAUAACAAUUCCCCCCCUUUUAGACCUGCUGCCUACCUCCUACACAACACUGACGGCCAUAUACAAGAAAUCUUUAACUGUCAGAAUAUUAAACACUCUACGGUCUACUACGCAGACUUUCAGAAUUUGCUAAAAGGGGUGACAAUUUGGAAACCUAGGAGAUGAGAGAGAUGUCACUCAAGAGCAGAGACAGACUUAGUUGAAGGUCUCGGGUCACCGGUCCAGGCGGGACAGGGGUUGACAACCCACUACUUUGACAAAUCUGUUGCUCCCAAUCAGAUCACCCCCAUGAGGGAGUUCUCAGAGAGUGGAUACGGGACCGUUGUCACAUGGGAAGUUGUUUGGAGACGGCACAUUGAGAUGCUAAUUUUAAUGAAUAAUUAAUAGCCAUAUCCUUUUCACUACAAGAGUAUAGGUUUGGACUGUUUUAUUCCUUUUGACAUGACCUUCGAGCACUAUACAGUAAAGCACGGUCCCACAGAACACAUAGGGCUACACCACCCACGUUGAUUGAGUUAUUGCAUUCUGUUAUUUCUAAUGUUACCUCAAACUUACACAAGGUCUGUAAUUGAUAAUUCUUAUUGAUUUGCUUCCUGCUUCCCUGCAUGGCCAUAUAAAAGAGAGAAAUUGUGACUUUCAGAGACCUGCAUGUCCUACUAUUCUGCAUUUUGAUAUUGCUUUUGAAUUCUAAUAAAACUUUAAUUCACACAAAAAAAGGAACUAUAGAUGUAACUUGGAAAAAAGUAUUGUAGACAACACACAGGGUAAUACUGUUAAAAACAACACCCCAAGAAAAGAUAUAUAUUGCAGUGACAAAAUGUCUGGUCAGUCUGAUAUGGAUAUAAUAAGGGUUUACUCUGUGAUCUCGUUUUGUGUAUUUGUUUAAUUGCCCUUGAAAGUUGCAGGGUGCAGUCACAGAGCUGGUAAUUAACAUGUUAUAAGGUUAUUCACUAAAGUAAGAAUUGCAAGAAGGUUACAAUCUAAUUUAAGGCCAAAAUUGCCAAACUGUAAAAGGAAAUGACUAAAUUUUGCUAUUUUAACUUAAAUUUUAAAUUCUAUUUAAAUUCCUAUUUUAGCAUUUCUCACGGUAGUGAAAAACCCUGAAAUCUUACAAUCCAGCAAAUAUGAGUCGGGAUAUUUACUAAAGUGAACUUGAGUUUAUGUAGAUUUUCCAUCAGCCUUGUCUUGCUAUGUUUUGUUCUGUUUGCGGAUAACUUCUGGUCCAUUUAAACUCUGCAGAUAUCAAGUUUGGAGUUUCCAUUAACGCUUUUAUCAUUCUGGCUGUGAAUUUGUUAAAUUAUAUUGGUGACGGCUUCCUUGAUUUUUUUUGACCUUUUGACCCUGCGUUACAGCCAAACCCCAGUUCAUUGAGCCAGCUGAGUUCACUAUCUGCAAUACUGAAGAAGUUCAACUCUGCAUCAACCUGCGCAAGUUUUAUCCGAAACACAUUGACAUUAGCUGGAGCUGUGACCAUCGGCAACUUCCUGAUAUAAAGAACCCGGAAUGUACAAUGAAUUCUGAUGGAACUUACAAUACUGUGAUCAGACAGCCUAUCCCUGCUGCUUGGUUCAGUGAUCCCAACUGUAAAGUCCGUGUGACAUGGAGACAUGUAUCUAUGGAGUCACCUGAACAUAGGGAGUUCUCUGUUAAAGGUAUGAGAGGAAUUACACAAACACACUUUACUCAUUGUUGGUUUUAGAAGAUGAUGACAUACCAACCUACAUCAGGAGGUCCUAAAUUGUGACAGGAGAUGGGACAGGUCUAUGAGGGCAUUUCAGUCUGAUGCCACUUACGUCACUGGCAAUGUCCAGGAUGGGUGAUCAUGCCUGGAUAGGGUGCAGGGCUGCCCAAAGAAGAGGCACAUUAGUUUGGUUUGAACACACAGCAGACUGAAUGACAGCUCACUUAAAAUCAGGCUAGUUCCACCAGAUCCUGGACUGUGGGGAGAUGUGUGCAUGAGGAAACCUCAGCUCCACUUCCUACCUGUCAGAUCCCUAUGUCCAUACAGCACAAAAGUAGGGAAGCUUUACAGCAGGAGACAUUAGAUUAAAAAAUGUGUUUUGCAGAGGAAUUGGGGGAAGGGGGAGUAAGAAGAAAAGGAAGGCGGAGGAGGAGGACAGGGGGUAAAAGACAUUGUCACGUUACAUACAUAAAUGUUUAUAAUGAUGUCAGCACAAUUUCCCCAUGAAUUUGGGUUUAGCUCAGUAAUCGUGGUGGCAGUCACUCACCCUCUCUACAUCACAUUCAAUGUGAAACAAGGUUAUGCAGUCAGGUCAUUAUUUGGUUCCAUCUGUGGGUGCCCCCUUCCAAGCUUCUAUGCUCAGGUAAAGUUUUAUCAGAUAGAAUCAAGGAACCGAGUAGCUUCUCUGUUGAGGGAAGGCGUGUAGUACAAUGCAAUAGUACAAUGCAAAUAGUACAAUGCAACGAGGGGGUUUGGUCCUGCCAGCCCAAGGUCUUAACUCACCUGUGGAUUUGGCGUAUUCGCUCAAUUUGCAGACUGGGGGGUAAGCAACUAUAUACAAAGCAAUGGUACAUAUCUUAGUUUGCUUUACAAGUUAGGAUGUACCGAUCUCCGUGUUUUCCAUGCCACUAGUGCUGUUUGGGUAGGGUGGCAAAUGCACCGAAAGCACCGUUCAUAUGUGUGUUGACUAUUUCUUCCAGUAGCAUGGCCAUAGUCGGAGUUUGCAAGAAUUUCCAAGACCUUGCUUUUAGUAUUUGUGCUGUCAACAGCCUGUGGUAGAUCAGUUUUUGAUUAUGCUUGGUUACUCCCGGUGGUGUAUGCAGUAAUAAAUAAGUAAGUGGGUGUAGAGGUAGCCGGCAGUCAGUGAUAUCUUCCAAGAUGACAGAGUGCCAAAAUUGUGUGAUCAUCGGACACUGCCACCAUAUUUGUAGAAUUAAGCCAUCUCUCUUGCAUCUCAAACACAGCGGAGAGCUGUCAGGGAAUAAUUUGUGGAUUCGAUCUGGUACCAUAUACCACCUGUACUCCAUUGUCUACUGUUGUUCCAUAAGGGUAGGGGAUUUAAGGAGCUGUUUGGGGUUUUAAAAAAUGUUUUCCCAUAGUUUUGUGUUAUCACACACUGUAGCCCAUAGUUGAGCAGGUUUAGAGUUAAGAAACGGCAAGUUGUCUAGCAGCAUUUUCUAACACAUGGAGAUGAAUUUACAAAGCGGUAUCAGUUUCCCUUUGAUACAAAUCUGUUCCCAUGGGGUGAUUUCCUGGGUUUUGAGUGAGGACUUAUGGAUUCUGGUAUUUGCCUGCUUCAGAAAAGAGUGUAGUUGUAUUUAGGAGAAUUGGGACGCCUGGGGGACACCAAAAGUGGACCGUAGGCUGGAGAAGGGCAGGAGUUGAUUUUUCAGACAUAGGUGAUACAGGUGAAUGGCCCCUCUCUCCUGCCACGGCUUAGCUUGGAAAGUGGGUAUGUAAUAUGGGAGGGCCGAUAUAGGCAUUGCUAGGGACAGCUGGCCAGACUGCUUAGUGCAGAUCUGUGUCUAUCCCAUACUUUUAUAGUAAGUGCUACCUGUGCAGGGGCAUCCGGUAUGGGUGGUCUAACUUAUUUAGGUAGCCACAGAACACUAGGAAGGUCAUGUGGGUGUAUGAGUGCUCGUCCCAGGACCACCCAUUGGAGAGGAGGCCGACCUAGGAAGUGUUGUAGGGCUGAGGCCAGGAUAGAUGCAUAGUAGUACGUUCUCACCUGAGGGACCGCCAAUCCCCCCUCAUUAAAUGGGGCCUGUAUAAGUUUCAACGCCACUCUGGGUCUACCUUGUCAUGUCUGUUUGGAUAUUUUUAAAAAAGGAAAGGGGAGACAGUGGAUGGGUGCCAAAAAUAUUUUGUAGUCUGGGGAGUAUGGACAUUUUAAGAGCCACGAUCCAUUCCAGCUAUGUCAGAAAUAGGGUCUUUCACUGAGUGAGUAUUUUUUUGCAGUCGUUCCAGACUCUUAUAUAAUUCUCUGGGUAGAGGUCAGUCACCCUUUUAGUAAACACCAACCCAAUCUUUCCUCCACUCAAACUUAUAGGCCCCUCGGAGGCACUCUAUUUCCAAGGCAGGGUUGACACUUUUUAUUGUACUCUCAGUGCAAAUAUAUAUAAAACAAGAUAAAUUAUGCUUUUGUAGGGAUAUUUUUUUACAGAAUUUAUAUUUAUAUAUGCAAAGUUUUACACAAGAAACGCAAAAUGAAAUGUUAUCUUCAUGUAUCAGUGGGUGUAACUUUAUUACACUGUGGCGGAACCAACCUCCCCACUGGCCACUGGAGGAGGAGCCUGGUCACCCACCUCCUGCCACUGGACUAUGGCCCCAUGUUUAACACUGUUCUUUUUCCCUGCAGAGAGGCUAGUUUGUGCCUUAACACAGUAAAGGAGUUUAAGCAUGCAUGGGAUAGGCAUAAGGCUAUCCUAACCAUAAGAUAAGGCUAGGGACUAAUGAAAGUUUUUAGAAAAUUGGGCAGACUAGAUGGGCCGAAUGGUUCUUAUCUGCCGUCACAUUCUAUGUUUCUAUGUUUCUAUGUUUCUAUGUUUCUUCAGACUGUUAAAGCCAUGCUACCCCAGAUAGCUAUGCCAUGGAGCCCAGCCGUAUGCUGAAAGACUGUAUGAAAGACUUUGGCUCCAUGGCGAUUGAACUGUAUGUAUGUAAUCUGAGCGCCAUUCAGUAAUAAUGUGCGCUCAGAUCUAAGCUAUCUGGGGACAGGUAGAAUGUGUAUGUUCUAUGUGAUAAAUGUAACAGUAUGUAUUUUAAUAUCUUUUAUUGUCCUUUGUCUGCCAUGUGGUUAAUGGAGUUUUGCCUCUGUCCUUGGAGCUAAUUGGAUUACUUCCCAAUACCUCCAGGACAGAGAGGAGGGAUUGUGAUGCAUUGUGGGAUUGUAAGCUUGUGAUUGGUCAAUGUCCAAUAUGUUGCCCAGUCUUCCAUCUGGUCCCCUAGGGGAGUGUCCACCAGGUGGGAGACCUGCAUAAAAGCCGGGCAGGUAGCCCCAGUAAAUCAGUUCUGCUUGACCCUCAAACAAAGUGUCGUCUCGUUCUUGAGGGGAAUUGGAUUGUAUGCUGUUACAGUGCGACUGCCAGUAGUGUAAGCUGUUCGUAUGGUUUUUCCUGUUCGACUGUUUACAGCAUUCGUGUGUUUCCUGUUCGGGAGUUUGGAGCAUUCCCCUGGUUCCAGGUCGGGAGAUUGGUGAAUUCAUGUGUUUGCAAUUCGGGAGAUUGGUGAAUUCAUGUGUUUGCAAUUCGGGAGAUUGGUGAAUUCAUGUGUUUGCAAUUCGGGAGAUUGGUGAUUGCAGUAGCUGCCUGUACAUCUGAAAAGGGGAAUAUCGGCUAAACGGUUUUUAACCUCUUGUGUGCAAAACGGUCCUUUACAUACACCCACUGAUAGUGGGAGAAAAUAAUAUAGUGUAAUAUAUAAUACAAGAGGUGAAGCUGAAAUGCUCCUAUUAGUUGGAGAGGGCACCACAUCACGUAUAUCCCUAGAGUGGGGAUCAUACCACUCCACACUGUCAAAAUGAGCCACAUAUUAGGCUCUAUUAAAUGUGCAACUAUUUCCUAUUUUUUUAAAUUUAUUUUGUAAUACUUGAGUAUUAUAAAAUACUACAUUAUAUUAUAUUGUAUUGUUCAUUUUUGUGUUCUGUUCCAUAUCCCUGGACCACCCAUUGAGAUCAAAAGACUCAUUGCAAUAUCCUUAGGCAGGAAUUGUAGAGCUCAAGCAAAACCAAUAGGGGCAUUUCAGAUCCAUUUCUUGUAAGUGCAUUUCUUUUCCACCUCCACUACAUCAUACUUCUCCUGGUUAAGAGAGACUCCGGCCUGGAUUGUCCGAGUUGCCUUCUUGAAAGGACCAGUAUCUCUUUAGCACUGAAUUCCACUCUUUGGUUGACCAAUAGAGGAAAAAAAGGAGGACUAAAAAAUCUUUAUCUUAUUUGUUAUCCAGAUACGUUUUUCAUUAUUGAAAUUCUGCUGGUUUGAUCCAACAUAUGGCCAAAAUAUAGCUGUCCCCCCCAAAAAAUAUUUUCAGGAAGAAUGGUUUGUCUGAACUGGAUUUUCUUGCUGAGCAGAAGUCUUCUCGUUACUCUGCCGGGUUGAAAUGGCACUGUCUGUAAAACAUUGACUAUUAUUAAUCCUGGGCUGGUUUCUGUGAUCUCUAGCUAUGAUCUGGUGAAUUAUAAUUUAUGCUAAUUGCAGAAUAUAUCCUAUAAUAUGUCCUAUAUUGUAUCUAUGUUACAUUCUCCAGUCUCCUAUGUCAUCAAAGUACUUUACUGUAACCGGCAGUUUUCCAUUUCAGCAGGAUUAGUAUUGGCCUUGAGUUACGUUGUUUAGUUGAAAGCCAAAGCUCUGAGAAAUGUUUGUAGCAUUCUUACCCCUCCUUAUCUAUGUGUCUUCUAGAUCUGCCAUGGCAUCCAGAGAUUGGAGACAUCAACAUUCAAAAGUCCUCUGGCAGCAGUAAUAUUGAAUUGCAAUGUAAAAUCUAUCAUUUCUUCCCUGAUUUACUAACAGUAAAGUGGUAUGAGAAGAAAAAAGGAGGCCAGGAGGUUCAUGUGACAGACAGCGAUAAAUACAAAAUCUCUGAAAUCAGAGAAAGGGACGCCAAUCUUACUUUCUCCUCUAACCCGUCACUGUCUUUUGAAAAGUCCUUCAUUGCAGAGGAGGAAGUGGAGUUUAUCUGUCGUGUGGAACAUCCAUGUAUGAAGAAUCCUAUCCUGUCCAGCACAGGACUGCUACAAGUUACUGGUAAAUGUGUUUGA
Molecule: messenger RNA, 17428 nt
Organism: Pelobates cultripes (western spadefoot toad)
Lineage: Eukaryota; Metazoa; Chordata; Amphibia; Anura; Pelobatidae
Source: the annotation of a GenBank genome assembly